CAAAGUAUAAAUGCCGAGACGCAAAAGUUAUCAGCUCAUACCUCCAGACUUGGCCUUUAGGGUCACCAACCCGCUGCGAGAGAACUGAGAGCAACUACAGUCAGAGUCGGCGGCGCCAGAGGCUGGGAGCUAGGAGAACUUGGAUACUUCCCAGACGAACAAACUAAAUUACCAUGAAGUCGACAUGUCUGCUCAUCCUGGCUUCUCUCACGGUCUGCAACUUGGCGGUGUCUGGAGGACAGGGCAUCCCUGCUGAGGAUGAGACGGAUCGAAGGACCAUAGACGACAUGAUACUACAGAGAGCAGAAAAUCUGCUGUUACGGUCCAUUCUUAAAAAGCUGCAGGAGGAAGACGGCAGAAACGAGGGGUUUUAUUCGCUGCCGGAAUGGGUGACAAAGAGGCAGCAUCCUGGUAAGAGGUACGGCGAGGAUUUGGAGAAGCGGCAGCAUCCAGGGAGGAGAGAAGAGGACGAGGACGAGCAGUACUUGGAUGUGCAAAAGAGACAGCACCCGGGCAAACGCGAAGAUGAGAUGCACUCGUUCAUGGAGCUCCAGAAAAGGCAACACCCGGGAAAGCGCUCCGCUGCGGAACACAAUUCUGACGACCCCCUGGUGCUGCUCAGUGAACUUUCUAAACGACAGCACCCAGGCAAGCGUUACCUGGUAUUGCACAGCAAGCGCCAGCACCCAGGUAAGCGCCAUCCCGAGGACGAGGACGACGACGGGGACUGGGAUGCCGACGCGGAUGGAGAAGAAGACCUGUCCGAGUUGGAAAAGCGUCAGCAUCCCGGAAAACGCUUUUGGGAUAACUCGAGUCCGGAUUUAGGCACAAACAGUCCGUGUGACGUUUUGGACGCUGCCAGUUGCAGCAAGACCAGUCUGCUGCUCGACUUUUUAGACAACAUUAACAAGAACCACUCCGAGGAGAAGAGACAACACCCGGGUAAAAGGCUCGCGCCGGAGGAGGAUUUAGAGGAAGGAGAGUAGGUUCAGUCUGGUGUGCGUAAACUGCUGUAUUGUAAGCGAAUAAAUGUAUAAACUAAGUGACCAUAAUGAAUUGUGAAAAAUGAAAAAAGAAAUUUACUUCAUUUAACCCUUUGUGCCACUGUAUUUUCUUUGGCAGACAGUCACUGUUUCACUGCAGAUGACGUUUUCGUUGGAGAGCCUAUGCGUAAAAACUUUGGACUGACUAUAUCUCUGUACAUAUGGUUUUCAGAAGAGUUGCUGCCUCGCGUUGAUCUACUAUUAAUUAAUAUUUAUGAAAUUAUUAGGGAUUAUUCCGUUUAAAUACCUGUGCGUAUUGCGAGUCCAAGGAUUAAAGCAUUAGUCAAGUGGCUUCAGCGAUGUUGCCUCUGUGAGGAAACACACGCUGGUCAGUCGCCUGCAGUUCAUGCUUGAGUUAAAAUGAACGUUUACAGUAACAGGAUCUCCCUUCAUUGAUUGUGUUUCGUUAUUUUCUACCAGUGUAAAAUAUAUCAAAUACCACAGCAUAUAAAUUGUGUCACUGAUUAUUUUUCUACAUUUCUGCAUGGAAAUAAGUUCAUGAUGUUGAAAAUGAAAAGCUGCUUUGCCUUAAAGUCAACCACCCAAUGUUUUUGUUGGACAACACCAGAAAUGUCAUAUUUAGUUGCAGUAAAUGUAUGUCUCACUAUUAAACUGUUUAUUCAACCCAA
Acanthochromis polyacanthus (spiny chromis) is the source of this 1672-nucleotide messenger RNA. RefSeq names its product thyrotropin-releasing hormone (gene trh). Gene Ontology annotation, molecular function: thyrotropin-releasing hormone activity. NCBI's taxonomy places the organism in Eukaryota, Metazoa, Chordata, Actinopteri, Pomacentridae. Bases 174 to 986 code for a protein of 270 amino acids. Gene Ontology annotation, cellular component: extracellular region. The record is from RefSeq and is a predicted model, not a curated record. Gene Ontology annotation, biological process: hormone-mediated signaling pathway. The transcript is spliced from 3 exons.